Messenger RNA from Aspergillus aculeatinus CBS 121060, 1257 nucleotides. RefSeq lists its product as uncharacterized. Gene Ontology annotation, molecular function: protein binding. The record is from RefSeq and is a predicted model, not a curated record. The coding region runs from base 198 to 1079 and encodes 293 amino acids. The transcript has a single exon. NCBI's taxonomy places the organism in Eukaryota, Fungi, Ascomycota, Eurotiomycetes, Eurotiales, Aspergillaceae.
CGGGUCCUGCCUUACUCUGCACCUGCCACUAUUGUGAGCCGGCAAUGAUGCAACCGAACGGAAUCAUGAAGCAAUGAUGUUAUUCUGACCCAAAAGCAAAAUGACUCAUUUCCCACCAGUUUUGUCCGAAACAGAGGUCUCUCAUCACAUCCUUCCAAAAACCUCGCACUCAUACAAGCCCAGCAGUUCCAUACAAAAUGACUUGUCUUUCCAUGAUACCCACGUUCGCGAGAGGCAGUCGCUCCCCCGAUUAUGAGAGCCAGCCCAACUGUUCGAUGUCUAAUGCCGAAGCGUCGAGAAUAUUCCACGUCCCCGAGAUUCUAGAAGGUAUUCUUCUGGGUCUGGAUCUAUACACACUAUUGAUUUCAGCUCGAGUCUGCCACUCAUGGAACUCCCUUAUCAAAUCCUCCCGCAAGAUCCAGCAAGCACUGUUCUAUAUUCCCGUCGAAACGCCGGUGCCACACCACCCACGCACCAAGAACCCGUUCAUCACCGACAUAAUCUGGCCCGAGUUCAUCCACCGCCAACUCCUCUCAUACACCCGACCCGGAACCGCCUGCUGCUUCGAGAUCCCCGACAUGGCGUCCAAAAAGCGCGAAGCGGCGUAUCUCCGGCCCGAGGCCAGCUGGCAGAACAUGCUUCUCCAGCAGCCGCCCAACUGCAUUGUCCGUCUGUGGAACCCGAGACGUUCCGACGUGCGGUACCGCAAUCAUAGCGAUACCGCCGACAGCCUUGUGCGGUGGAAACCGAAGGGAGACCACCUCCGAUUGAAGCAUGUGGUAUACUAUAUAGACGCGGGAGCAUUUACACCAUCCCCUUGGCCGUUCCUAUGCUUUGUUAAUGGAUGGGAACUGCAUAGGGUCGUGAGGAAGCCUGAGAGACGCGAUAAGAUGAAGAGGAGCCCCGAUCUCGGGCGGUAUUUGGCCAGUUUUGAUCUUACUCUCAACACCGCUUCCAAGGGCUGUUGGCCGGUGGUGAUUUGCCCCCCUGGCCAACCUCGACGGACGGCCCGUUCGAUCAAUCUUACUGAUUGGUUUGAACGAAAGGAUGUGAGAUUGCUGGAGGAUGAGCUUUGCUAGCGCGGUUGGUGUGGUUCGCUCGGAACUAUCGCCGAUAUCUGUUCGCUUGGUUUGCUCUUCUUGCGGAUAUCUGACCGCUGCUGAUGCUUAUUGCUCGGAUGUCUGUGAAUAGGCCAUUCUAGAUCUUUGCUAGAUCGUUCUUAGUUCAAGAUAAUACAGGAUGCGAAGAACAGAUGAA